Symbiodinium sp. CCMP2456 is the source of this 405-nucleotide messenger RNA. The record is from the annotation of a GenBank genome assembly. Lineage: Eukaryota; Dinophyceae; Suessiales; Symbiodiniaceae.
AUGGCGCUCCGGGACCGAUGCGCUAUGGCCGAGGAUGCAGGGCGCGCCUGCGGGGGAUCGGCCGAGCUCCUCGACAGGAUCAGCGAUGCCACGGAGGCGACGCUGCGGAAGGUGGAGAAGGCUUCGCCCGAGUCGCAGGAGGCCCGUGGACGAUCCGAAGAGGCGACGAAUUUGCUGCGUCUCGGAGCUCGGCUCCUCGCAGAGAGUUUGGCCCGAACCGCGGCCGUGGGACGGCGCACCGCCGACGAGGCGAUCUCCGCCGCGCUGAAGGCCUUGGACCUCCACCGCGGAAUGAUCAUGCUGGACAUCGAAGCCAGGAAGGAGCGCGAGCGCCUCUCCCGACGCCAGCGCUUCGACGACGACGACGGCCCCGUUGCCGCUGGAGCGCCGAGCUCAGGGACCUAA